Cutaneotrichosporon cavernicola is the source of this 1422-nucleotide messenger RNA. RefSeq lists its product as uncharacterized. Gene Ontology annotation, molecular function: ammonium channel activity. The coding region runs from base 1 to 1422 and encodes 473 amino acids. Gene Ontology annotation, biological process: ammonium transmembrane transport. The transcript is spliced from 9 exons. The record is from RefSeq and is a predicted model, not a curated record. Lineage: Eukaryota; Fungi; Basidiomycota; Tremellomycetes; Trichosporonales; Trichosporonaceae. Gene Ontology annotation, cellular component: plasma membrane.
AUGUCAGUCAACAUCACCGCUCCAGCCACUUCUUGGCAAGUCAGCCAUGGCGACCAGGCAUGGCAGUUGACUGCUGCCACCUUCGUCGCACUCCAGUCCAUGCCUGGCCUCGUGAUGAUUUACGCCGGCCUCAGCAAGUCCAAGUGGGCCAUCAACUCGGCCUUCAUGGGCAUCUACGGAUUCGCCGCCACCCUUCUCGUCUGGGUCCUGUACGCUUACUCGAUGAGCUUCGGCGAUGAGUGGAUCCCCAUCUGCGGGAUCCCGAUGCCCGUCUUGAGCAUGGGCCGUAUGCUCUCCCAGAGCAAGAUUCCGGCGACCCAGACACAGCAGUCAUUCAACCUUACAACCACCGUCUACUACCAGUUCUGCUUCGCUGCCAUCACCGUGAUCAUCAUCGCUGGCUCCCUCCUGGGCCGCAUGACCUUUCUCUCAUGGGCCAUCUUCGUCCCUCUCUACGUCUCCCUCACCUACACCGUUGGCGCGUUCAGUAUCUGGGGUGGCGGGUUCCUUGAAGACCUCGGGGUGCUGGACUACUGUGGCGGCUACGUGAUCCACGUCGCGUCCGGCACUGCGGGAUUCGUGGCCGCGGCGCUAGUCGGUCCGCGCCACCCUACCGACCGCGCAGACCACCGGCCCAGCAACCUCUCAUUCGUCAUCAUCGGCGCGUGUAUCCUCGCGAUCGGCUGGACCGGCUUCAAUGGCGGCGGUGCCUACACAGCCAACGCCAACGCAAGUGUGGCAGUGCUCAACACGUACAUCUGCUGGACGGUCUCGGUCCUCUCGUGGAUGUUUUGUGACGUGCUGUAUUACGGGAAACCGGGAAUCCUCGGGGCCGUGCAAGCCAUGAUCACUGGCCUAGUGGUGGUUACUCCGGGCGCGGGCUUUGUCCCAGGCUGGGCCGCCAUCGUCAUGGGUAUCCUCGCUGGUGGAGUGCCCUGGGUCACGCUCAACCUCCUCGGUCGCUUUCCGCCCCUCUGCUACGUUGACGACACCCUAGGCGGCGUCCACACGCAUCUCCUCGCCGGCAUCAUCGGCGGCCUGUCCACUGGGGUUUUCGCGACUCGCGAGGGUGUGGAGAGCUUCGGCUUGACUCGAGCCGCUGGAGGUGCCAUCGAAGGCAACUGGCGCCAGCUUUGGAUUCAAGCCGUCGGCUUCCUUUUCAUCAUCGCCUGGAAUGCUGUGUGGACCUCGUUGAUCCUUAUUUUCAUCCGCGUCGUGUGUCGCGUCCCUCUCCGCAUGACCGAGAACACGCUCCUCGUCGGUGACGAAGCCGCACACGGCGAGUCGGCAUACCACAUGGACCUCCCGCCCCUCACGCAGCAAAACGUGUACGAGGUGGACCACUACGCCAAGUCGAUGGUCACCACGACCGCAAGCGUUAGCCGGCCCUCGUUCAACCAGCCGGAUGUCACUCCGGUGUAA